AUGCUAGAGCACGCGUACCUGGAGGUACUCUCGAGAUCUGCGGUGUCACAGGUGACCAGCUGGGACCCAGUCCUGUCCCAGGUGGUCAAGGCGGUGUCUCGAGGGGAGGAGUUGGUGCAGCAGGCUUACAGCCACAAGGCUGCCAAGCUGAGCCUACAGCAGGGCUGCCUACUGUGGUGUUCCAGGGUGGUGAUCCCACAAGGUCUCCGGUCCAGGGUCCUGCAGUUGCUGCACGCGGGUCAUCCUGGUGUAGAAAAGAUGAAGAUGGUGGCCUGGUCCCACGUUUGGUGGCCUGGCCUAGACCAGGACAUCAAUCACAUGGUGCAGAGCUGCCAAGUCAGCCAGGAGCACCAGCGGGCCUCACGUCAUGUGGAGAUCACCCCCUGGCUGUUCCCAAAGAGACCCUGGUCCUGCUUGCAUGUGGAUUUUGGGGGUUCCUUCAAGGGCCACUACUUCCUGGUAGUGGUGGACGCCUUUUCGAAGUGGGUGGAGGUCCUACCUGUCACCACUCCUUCAGCAGGCGUGACCAUUGCAACGCUGCGACAGGUCUUCGCCGCCCAGGGGUUGCCGGACGUCAUUGUGUCCGAGAGUUGCCCCUCUUUCGCCAGCACAGAGUACCUGGCCUGGCUGACGAAGAACGGAAUUCGCCGGAUGAUGGUUCCGCUGUAACACCCUGCUUCAAACGGUGCAGCCGAGUGGGUGGUACAGACAAUCAAGGACAAGCUGAAAAAGAGUAAGGCUGGAGAUUUCCGGACACAGGUUGCCCGGGUACCGCUUCAGUACUGGACCACGUCCCAUGAUGUCACUGGCCGUGCCCCC
Molecule: messenger RNA, 819 nt
Organism: Dermacentor silvarum
Lineage: Eukaryota; Metazoa; Arthropoda; Arachnida; Ixodida; Ixodidae
Exons: 1
Coding region: 1-669 (222 amino acids)
Biological process (GO): DNA integration
Molecular function (GO): nucleic acid binding
Source: RefSeq, a predicted model, not a curated record